GUAAAUCUUGUUCAUCUCUCUGUCCAAAAUUUCUUGUCAUUUUCCUCUUUUCAGUUUUUUCCUUUCUCUCCUCCACCGAUCUUUCAUCCUACAAUCCCCCAAUCCGUCAAGAUAAAGUAAAACUAUCCAUGCCUCUAUCUGUAUUUGAUUCAUACAGUUCCAGCUGAACUCCACUCUCGCCUCUCUCUCCGUUUGUUUUUCGUUUUGAAACCCUAGGAAACAAUGGGAUGUGCUCAAUCGAAGAUUGACAAUGAGGAAUCAGUAACUAGAUGUAAAGAAAGAAGGAAUCAUAUGAAGAAUGCUGUGUCAGCUAGAAACGCAUUCGCAUCAGGUCAUGCCGGUUAUGCUAUAGCUUUGAAGAAUACCGGCGCCGCUCUUAGCGAUUAUGCUCAGGGUGAAGUCGAUCAUGAAUAUGACCAAGACAGCCAUCUCCAUCUCCAUCACCAUCACCAGCCUCAGUCGAUCUCUACUCCAGAGCCUCAGUCGAUGGAACCGACUCUCCUGCGACCACCACCGUUACCUGAUUUCUCUCCGGCGACGCCUCUCCAGCGUUCGGCGACGAUGCCGGAGUUUUCCGUUACGAAGGAGAGUAGGAAGAUGAAGGCAAUCGCUAUUGAAGAAGACGAUGAGGAGGAGAGGGAGGAGAUUAAGGAUGAGAGAAAUCUAACAAGGCGUAGUAAGAAAGGGAAGGCUGAGCCGCCAUUGCAGCAGCCUCUUUCACCUAUUAGAACACCAGAGCCACCUCCUCCUCUCCCGGAGGAGCUUAAGGGGGUAGCAUGGGAUUACUUUUUCAUGACUGAAAACAUACCAGGUCCUUCUCUAGAUGAUCCGGAGAUGAAGGAUCAGAAUGAAGAUGAAGAAUUUGAUGAACAUUUUGAUAGAAAGAUUGAAGAGGAGGAAGAGGAGGAGGAAGAGCCAAAGACGCCGGAAAAGUUGGUUUCUCAUGGUUUUAACACAGAUGUUGAGGAGGAAACACCGGUGGUUGUGAUGGAGAAACACUUUAUGCAUUCCAAAACUGCACCGUCUGAUAUUCUUAAGAGGGCUAGUAAUAGAAAAGUUGGAUCUAAUGUUAAUUUGAUGAAAGUAUUGGGUGACAUUGAUGAUCAUUUCUUGAAAGCAUCUGAAGCUGCUCAGGAAGUCUCGAGAAUGCUUGAAGCAACUCGAAUGCAUUAUCAUUCCAAUUUUGCUGAUAAUCAAGGACAUAUUGAUCAUGCUGCAAGGGUUAUGCGUGUUAUAACUUGGAAUAAAUCGUUCAAAGGUGUAUCAAAUGGUGAAGGUCAAAAUGGUGAUAUUGAUUUAGAUGAACAUGAGACACAUGCCACUAUCUUGGAUAAGAUGUUAGCAUGGGAGAAAAAACUGUAUGAGGAAAUGAAGGCUGGUGAACUCAUGAAGAUGGAAUAUCAAAGGAAAGUGGCGCAGCUGAACAAACUUAAAAAAAACAGCGCCAGUGCUGAAUCUUUAGAAAAAACAAAAGCAGCUGUAAGUCAUUUACACACUAGAUACAUAGUUGACAUGCAGUCGCUCGAUUCUACAGUCUCUGAAGUAAAUGAUAUACGCGAUCAUCAGUUAUAUCCAAAACUUGUCGGUCUUGUUAACGGGAUGGCGACAAUGUGGGAAUCCAUGUGCAUACACCACGACAGCCAACAAAGAAUCGUAGAAGACCUAAAGUCUCUUGAGGUAACCGGAACCCCAAAAGAAACAACCAAACAACACCACAGCCACACGAUUCAAAUCUGGGAAGUUGUUCAAAAAUGGCAAACACAAUUCGACAUUCUAGUAACAAAUCAAAAACAAUACAUCCAUUCUCUAAGCGAGUGGCUAAAACUAAACCUAAUGCCAAUCGAGAGCACCUUAAAGGACAAAACAACCUCAUCGUCACCACCCCGACCACAAAACCCACCGAUCUAUUCCUUGUUACAGUUUUGGAGCACCCAACUCGAGAAACUCCCAGACGAGCAAGCGAAAUCCGCGAUAACCUCGUUUGCGGCCGUGAUCAAAGCUAUCAUAGUUCAUCAAGAGGAAGAGAUGAAGUUGAAAGAGAAAUGCGAAGAGACGAGAAAGGAGUACUUGCGUAAGAGUCAAUUGUUCGAUGAUUGGUAUCAGAAGUAUAUGUAUAAGAGAACAGGUUCCACUGAAGACGAUCAGGACUCAACAAAUAAUAAUAAUAAUAAUCCGAUUUCAGAGAGACAGUCAGUGGUGGAGAUUUUGAAGAAGAGAUGGGAAGAGGAAAUGGAAGUUCAUCAGAGGCAUUGUCUUCAGGUGAGGGAGAAAUCAUUGGGGAGUCUUAGGAUUAGGUUACCGGAGCUGUUUAGGGUUUUGUCCGAUUAUUCUCAUGCAUGUGCUGACGCUUAUCAGAGAUUGAGAGUGGUUGCGGAAUCGCAGAAUGCCAAUGGUGGCGGCGGCGUUCAUCCUUGAAAUGAUGAUUGUGAGUUCUUGCGAUAAAUAUGUUCUUUGUAGUUUGUUUGUUUGCUUAGUUUGUAAACCUAAGUUGAUUUUGUAACUUAGUUUGGGGAAGAUGAUUAUUCUUCGUUUUUUUAAGGAAAGGACCACCUUUUUCCGUUAAUAAAUUAGUAUCGGUUUAUUUAAUAUC
This is a messenger RNA of Impatiens glandulifera, 2590 nucleotides long. Its product is annotated as protein ALTERED PHOSPHATE STARVATION RESPONSE 1. The transcript is spliced from 4 exons. Lineage: Eukaryota; Viridiplantae; Streptophyta; Magnoliopsida; Ericales; Balsaminaceae. The coding region runs from base 223 to 2415 and encodes 730 amino acids. The record is from RefSeq and is a predicted model, not a curated record.